UAGAGUCACCAGUUAACCUAACCUGCAUGUCUUUGGACUGUGGGGGAAACCGGAGCACCCGGAGGAAACCCACACGGACACGGGGAGAACAUGCAAACUCCACACAGAAAGGCCCUCGCCGGCCACGGGGCUCGAAUCCGGACCUUCUUGCUGUGAGGCGACAGCGCUAACCACUACACCACUGUGCCGCCCCCCGAUGUAUCAUUCCAACCUUUAUAUGAAAAUGAAUUCAGUAAAAUAAAAUGAAAUAAAUUCUCAGUGCAGUUUUCAGUCGAAGCCCUCUGGAACUUUUGCUUUUCCAUUUGAGUGAUGAUUCAGAUGAUUUGGGGUCGGAUCAUAAUCUCAAAGUGUGUGUUAGAACAGAAAAUGUGUCGAGCACAUGUUCCAGACCCUGUUCCUGGAGAACCAAGAGAUUCUUUUACCAAGAGAGGGUGCUAUAAGUCUGUGUGACACCCAGAACAUGAUCAAAAGUUUCUUUCUUUCUUUCUUUUCCUGUCAACGGAAUGAAUAACACAAACUAGGGACAUACAGUAAUACAACCGCAGCGCAUAUAAAUAGAAAAUCACAUCCUGUUUAAAUAAACUAAGCAUUUUUCCCUCAUGUGUAGAAAUCAUAAAAUGAGCUAAGAGCAUUUUUAAAAUUUAUUUAUUUUGUAUUUAUUUAUUAUAUGACAAUAUUGACUCCAACGGUGGUUAUCCAUCCAGCCAUCUAUCCAUCUAGUAACAGUGUUGGAGAUCAGAAUCAACCAUCAGGGUUCUUUCUGUAUGUAGAAGCUUCAGGAAUAAAGCUCUCUCAUUAAAAGGGUUUAAUAAACAAACAAAUAAAUAAAUAAAUCCUAAUGGCACACAUUGGCAUCACGUGGAUGAUUAAUUGGAUUAUGUUCAUGAACUCAGUCAAUCAGAGUCAAUGGAUGACCUCAAGGUUCCACAGCUGUAGAGGGCGUGGUCUGAAUACAGCUGUUGACAGAGGGUGUGGCUACCUUGUUGGUCUAACACCUUGUGUAGCCUAUUUAAACAUUAGGGCGUGUAAAAAGUUUCUCAUCUGUUUUUUUUUUUUAAUAUCAGAGUGCAGUGAGUUGGACAAUAAAAUAAUCUUAUCUAGAUUAUUGUCUACUGGCUAUUAAAUAAAUAAAUCCAGGAGAACUGAUUCUGCAGUCCGGGUGGAGAGAGGUGUAAAAGGAGAGCUCCUCUGUCGCGCGGCUCCUGCAGUCAUGUUGGCCGGACCGUGCGCGCUGAGGCUCGGCGUGCUGUGCGCGCUCCUGUGCGUGUCGGUGGACGCGGAUCUGGAACCGGUGCGUCCGGAGUCUGCGGUGCUGAAGCCGCGGGUGAUGAUCGCGCUGUUGGCCCGGAACUCUGCUCACAGCCUGCCGCACUUCCUGGGCUGCAUCGACCGCCUGGAGUACCCCAAAGAGCGCAUGGCCAUCUGGGCAGCAACAGAUCACAACGUGGACAACACCACAGCCGUGCUGAAAGAGUGGAUGAAAUCGGCUCAGAGAAGAUAUCACUAUGUGGAGUGGAGACCGAUGGAGGAGCCGCGCUCUUAUACAGAUGAGUGGGGGCCCAAGCACUGGCCGCUGUCCCGAUUUAACCACCUGCUGAAGCUCAGACAGGCUGCUCUGGAGGCAGCACGCCACCGCUGGGCCGACUACAUCCUGUUUGUGGACAGUGAUAAUCUUCUGACCAACCCGCGGGUGUUGGACCUCCUGAUAGCGGAGAAUCGGACUCUGGUGGCGCCCAUGUUGGAAUCACGUUCACUCUACUCCAACUUCUGGUGUGGCAUCACUCCUCAGGGCUACUAUAAGCGCACCCCAGACUACCAGCCCAUCCGUGAGUGGAGGCGUCUGGGCUGCUUCACCGUUCCCAUGAUUCACUCCACCUUUCUGCUGGAUUUGAGACGCAGCUCCUCUCGUGCGCUGGCCUUCAACCCUCCGCAUCCCAACUACAGCUGGGCAUUCGACGAUAUCAUGGUGUUUGCUUUUUCUGCUCGUGAAUCAGGAGUACAGAUGUUUGUGUGCAACAAGGAGCACUAUGGUUUCCUGCCCAUUCCCCUGAAGGCCCAUCAGAGCAUAGAGGAUGAAGAGGAAAGUUUCACACACACCAUCACCGAGGCACUCAUCGACCACCAGAUCGAGCCUUCAGGGUUUGUGUUCGUUCCUCCAAAACCUCAGGAUAAGAUGGGGUUUGAUGAGAUCUUCCUGAUUAAUCUGAAGCGGAGGAAGGACCGGAGGGAGCGGAUGUUGAGUUCUCUGGCCGCUCUGGGUAUAGAGGUCGCUAUCACCAACGCUGUGGAUGGCAAGGCUCUGAACUCAUCUCAGCUGCAGGCGCUGGGGAUCGAGAUGAUGCCGGAUUAUAAAGAUCCAUAUUCAGGCAGGGUGCUGACCAGAGGGGAGAUUGGCUGCUUCCUCAGCCACCACUCUAUAUGGACACAGAUGGUGGAGAAGGGUCUGCAACAUGUGUUAGUUCUGGAGGAUGAUGUGAGAUUUGAGCCCAGGUUUAAGAGGAGGCUACAAACCAUCAUGGAGGAUGUGGAGAAGGUUCAGCUGGACUGGGACCUCAUCUAUGUGGGGCGUAAGCGGAUGCAGGUGACACAGCCCGAGCUCUCUGUGGAUGGAGUGAAUAACCUGGUGGAGGCUGAUUACUCGUACUGGACGCUGGCAUACGCUCUCUCUCUGAACGGAGCCAACAAACUGCUCUCAGCUCAGCCCUUCACCCGCAUGCUGCCUGUGGAUGAGUUCCUGCCCAUCAUGUUCAACAAACACCCCAAUAUGGCCUACAUGUCUCACUUCGAGCCAAGGGAUUUGCGAGCGUUCUCAGUAGAGCCGUUGCUAGUUUACCCAACACACUACACGGGUGAGCCGGGUUACUUCAGCGAUACUGAGACAUCUACCAUCUGGGACGAUGAGGACAUCAGCACGGACUGGGAUCGAUCCCAGGCUCAGAAAACCGCCCAACAGGGCCGCAUUCGACCCAUCGCCCAGAAUAGUGUGACUGGGGAAAUGCCGCCCCCUGCUGCCCGUGCAUCACGAGAUGAACUGUGAAAAGACUCAAGCAAGAAAGAUGUCAAUGAAGGUUUUUAGGUCACUGAAUUGUGUACAAGAGUACAUCGAGAACUGGACUGUGUUAUGAUUUUAAAGAUGUUUUACCACUCAUUCAACGUUCUUAAUCAGCUCAAUAUAAGAAAAUAGAAUUGUUCAUGCACAUUGCAUCAAAGCAGCUCUACUCUACUCAAGGAACCAAGAUUCAGAAGGGGAGACUAUCCUUUAUUGGUUCGCAAAAAGAAAAAAAAACUAUUUUGUUUAGAAUUCCCAGUUUCUCUGGCGUAUAAGUGGAUGGUUAGCAGUAAGGAUAGCAGUACAGUCAUUAUUAAUGGAAUUAUGCACUGGGUAAAGACGCAUAACUUGUUCAGCACUUAGUGGUCAAUCAAAGAAGAAGGAGCCUUGGAGCCACCAGGAUGAUGGCAGAAACUUGUAUGACUUAAAAUGUCAGAAGUAGGAUCUGGAGCAGGAUCUUGUAGAUCUCAGGACUGUAGUAGAAAAUUGUAGACAUCAAUUCUGAUUGCAAAGCCUGCAGACCUCAAGUUUGGUGCAGAAACUUCUUGACCUCAGGAUUUUUAAGCUUCAGGACUGGAGCAGGAGCAUGAAGGCCUCAAGAAUGGAUCUAGAACAGGUAGUCUCUCAGGUCUACAAAACUUCUGCACCAGUCAUCAAGGCUGGAGCAGAAACUGUAGGCCUCAGGUUUUGAGCAGAACCUGAUAGACCUCAACACUGCAACAGAAACUGGUUGUUCAGAACAGAAGGUUUGUUUGGUUUGAUGUAGAAACUUAUAUGCCUCAGGCUUGGAGUAGAUGCUUCAGGACUGAUUCAGGACUAGCGCAGGAGCUGGUAGACUUUAAAGAUUGGUGCAGAAAUGUGUAUAUUCAGGGCAUGAGCAAAAGCUUGAAGGCCUCAAGACUGAAGCAAGAGCUAGUACACCCUAAGAAUUGGUGCAGAAGUCUGUAGACCCAGGACAAGAGCGGAGCCUUGUAGGCCUUACGACUGGAGCAGAAACCUGAAGGAAUCAGACUAGGACCAUGAGCUUGUAGGACUCAGGUCUUGAGCAGAAUAUUGUAGAUAUCAAGAUUGGAGCAGGAGCUAGGAGACCCUAAGUGUUGGUGCAGAAGCCUGUUGACCACAGGACUAGAGAAGAAGCUGGUAGAACUCAGGAAAAGAGCAGGAGCCUGAAGGCCUCAAGAUGCAAGCAGGAGCUUAUAGACCCUGACUGUUGGUGCUGAAGCUUGUAGACCCUGCUUGUACACAGGAACAGAGGCUGAUAAUUUCUUAAAAAUACCUUAAUAAUGAUCUGACAAGCUGCAUCAGUCAGGUGUGUUUGGAGUUAAAACCAAGAAGGACCAUCCUAAUGCUUUUCAGACCAGAUCACAUUUCCAGACUCCAAUGAUUGGCAAGAGUUCUGUCCCAAAUGCUGGAAGUCAGAUGUAGUUAGCUUUCUUACUAAAAUGUCAGCCAUUUCAAGAAACACUAGAAGAAACAGAAUCUGUUUUAACAAGACUCCCCCCACCACCACCCAAGGUUUAUUGUUGAUGGCCAGAAGAUCAUCUGAUCAUUUGCUCAUUAGCUUGUGUCACGGUUACCAUGAACGGGUACCAUGAACGCUUUAUGCCAGAGAUUACUUCUAAGAAUUAAUUCUUGUAAACAUUCUCAUUUUGAGCAUUAGUACUUGCGAAAUUUCCCACUGCUCUGUAUAACUGAUGAAAAACUUCAGAUGAGUGUUGAAACAUCCUCAAAACUGGAGGAAGAGACUUACACACAUACCCACAAGCUCACACUACCACCAGAUUAUCAAAUCACAAUCAUUAAUCAACACUUACCUCUCUCAUUUCCUGGUUGUUCAGCCAAUAGCAUUGCAGCAGGCUGAAAUGCUCAGACAUGAUUGGCUAACACCAGUGUUAGGAGAAGAGGUAGAGGAACAGGAGGACAGAGGCUCCUGUUUUAAGUCCACAUUAUUUAUUUCCACAGACUGUGUGUCACUGGAGUUGUCGCUCUGUCUGUCUGUCCACAGAUUUGUCCCUGGAGGAUGUUGUGAGACACCUAUAAAGACAGACAAACAAACAAUUACAUGUACAAGGGACACACAUACAUUUGGCAGUAUGUUCAAAAAUGAUCAAAAAACAUUUUAGUCUUUUUUAUUUAACUGAAAAUAAAAACUGAUGAUGUCUA
Messenger RNA from Neoarius graeffei (lesser salmon catfish), 5212 nucleotides. It is a transcript of the gene colgalt2b, whose product is annotated as collagen beta(1-O)galactosyltransferase 2b. NCBI's taxonomy places the organism in Eukaryota, Metazoa, Chordata, Actinopteri, Siluriformes, Ariidae. The transcript has 13 exons. The record is from RefSeq and is a predicted model, not a curated record. The coding region runs from base 1211 to 3037 and encodes 608 amino acids. Gene Ontology annotation, molecular function: procollagen galactosyltransferase activity.